GGGGCUGCGGGUGCAGGGCCGGGGGAGCCCGGGGCGCUACCCGCGUCCCGCCCGCUGCUGCAGCUGGGAUCAGGCAGGCACUGAGGGAGGCAGCGCCAGGGAGGCUGGAGGGAACAGCGGCGGGAGCUUUCUGCAUCCCUUCGUCCUCCGACCCCGUUCGCGGAGGGAUACCGGCGUGGAGACAGUGGCCCCAAGCCGAGGCAGGGGUGGCUUUGCUGUCGUUUUCAGCGCUGCUACCGGUACGGGGGAAAGAGCGGAGCAGCACUUGGUGCUCGCCCGACCGUGGCGGGUUUUGGAUGUAGGAAAUAUGAAUGACUGGCAGAGGAAAAGCCCUCUAGACUGGGAAACGUAUGUAAACAAAAUGGUGAAAGUUGCUGCAGUUGAGAAACAUGAGUAUGAAGGAUGGGUCUUAACAGUUGAUCCAGUUUCUGCCAGUAUCGUCCUUGCAACGUGCCUGGAGAAUGAAAAAGCAUCCAUAUCAGUUGUCUUGGGCCAUGCUGUCCAGGAGGUUGAAAUACUGAAAGAAGGGGACAAUGAAAUGAAGCAACGGCUUUCUUGCAUAUUUGCACCUGAAGAAAGCAAAGCCUACAGUCCAGAGGAACUUGAAAAGAGGAAGAAUGACUUGAAGACUUGGCUGGAAACAAACCACAUCCCUGUAACAGAGCAAGGUGAAUCAGGAAGAACGCUAUGUGUGGCAGGGGUAUUAACUAUUGACCCACCAUAUGGCCCAGAAGAGUGCAGCAGCUCCAAUGAGAUUAUUCUGUCUCGGGUUCAAGGCUUGAUACAGGGCUAUCUUGAAAAGCAACAGUGAUGUCUGCUGUUUAAAGCAGUUGUCUUUUGGAAUGAGUCUAUCCACCCUAUUUUAGGAACUGUCCUGGGUAUCCACAAAAAUGCUGGAUUUAGGUACUUUUUUUCUAUUUUUGUAACAAGCAGUAUAAACUAAAAGCGUGAAGCAUUUUCCAUGCACUAUUUUUUAUUAAAAGCAAGCCACUGAAUAAUGAUGAUGUAUUAAGCUGAUACACCAGUUUACUGUAUCAGUUAAGUUGAUAUAUCAGUUUAAUACGUAUUUUUUGUAACAGUAUUGCGAAAGAUGAUACAUGAUAAAUUUUAACUGUUUUCCUCUGCCUUUUCAAUUAAUUUAAUUACUUAUCUAGUGAUGUAGGCGUGGUUAUUUGAACUGCUUACCAGAAUUUUUUUGUUUUUCAAGAAAGAGACUUGUGACACUUGGACUUACCAAACGAGAUUAAAAAAAUGUUUAGAAGGCUUUUUUGUUUUUUCCCUUCAAACGCUGUCAUGUUUUAGAGCAUGAAUUAUAAUGUAGGUCCAAGUUUAUAAAAUUAUUAGAGAAGGUUAGCAGGCAAAUAGCAGGGUUUCCUAUUCUUUUCCUAUCUAUUUGUUAUUUUAGAGCACCAGUGAUUGGAAGACCUUUGUUCCUUAGAGAAUUUCUUGCAGUUUGUGUUUCUUAAUGCUUUGUUUCUAGUUUAUGGCAACAUACAAUGCAAGAAUCAUUAUGAUUGUUCCUGAGAUUAUUAAUCCAGUCAGGAGCAUUUAAAGCCCUCAUUUCUCUUGUAGUAUAUUAAUUUGUUCUGUCUUAUUAUGAAAUAGCACCAAAACAUACGCUAGCGUGCUCAAAUGCAUUUGGAAAGUCUGUCUAACCCUUGUUAAUAAAAGGCCCUCCUCAUU
Phalacrocorax carbo (great cormorant) is the source of this 1683-nucleotide messenger RNA. The record is from RefSeq and is a predicted model, not a curated record. Lineage: Eukaryota; Metazoa; Chordata; Aves; Suliformes; Phalacrocoracidae.